Pestalotiopsis fici W106-1 is the source of this 1101-nucleotide messenger RNA. Its product is annotated as V-type proton ATPase subunit d. The coding region runs from base 1 to 1101 and encodes 366 amino acids. The transcript is spliced from 4 exons. NCBI's taxonomy places the organism in Eukaryota, Fungi, Ascomycota, Sordariomycetes, Amphisphaeriales, Sporocadaceae. Gene Ontology annotation, cellular component: fungal-type vacuole membrane; vacuolar proton-transporting V-type ATPase complex; proton-transporting V-type ATPase, V0 domain. The record is from RefSeq and is a predicted model, not a curated record. Gene Ontology annotation, biological process: proton transmembrane transport; vacuolar acidification; vacuolar transport. Gene Ontology annotation, molecular function: proton-transporting ATPase activity, rotational mechanism.
AUGGAGGGUCUGCUAUUCAACGUGAACAACGGCUACAUUGAGGGCAUUGUCCGAGGAUAUCGGAACAGUUUGCUCACCAGCGCCAACUACAACAACCUGACACAAUGCGAGACUAUUGAUGACCUCAAGCUCCAACUCGGUCCUGCCUAUGGCGACUUCCUAGGCUCGUUGCCCCCGAAUCCCUCCACAUCCAGUCUGGCUUCCAAGACGACAGACAAGCUUGUUUCAGAGUUCCGUUAUGUGCGCGCCAAUGCUGUAGGCUCGCUCGCGAAAUUCAUGGACUACUUGACCUAUGGCUACAUGAUCGAUAACGUGGCACUACUCAUCACUGGUACCCUCCAUGAACGCGACACCCGCGAGCUGCUGGAGCGCUGCCACCCACUUGGCUGGUUUGAAACCAUGCCCGUUCUUUGCGUGGCUACCAAUAUCGAAGAGCUUUACAACAGCGUGCUCAUCGAAACCCCUCUUGCCCCUUACUUCAAGGGCUCUCUAUCACAUCAAGAUCUGGACGAACUCAACAUUGAGAUCGUACGGAAUACCCUCUACAAGAACUAUCUCGAAGACUUCCACAACUUUGUCAACACUGAGCCAGAUAUGGCCGGUACACCAACCUCCGAGGUCAUGAGUGAGAUUCUCGAGUUUGAAGCAGAUCGCCGAGCCAUCAACAUCACUCUCAACAGUUUUGGCACCGACCUGGGCAAGGGCGAUCGUAAGAAGCUAUACCCUUCUUUCGGCCGUCUGUAUCCCGAGGGAACAUUGAUGCUGUCUCGCGCAGACGACUUUGAGGGCGUGAGAUUGGCCGUAGACGGAGUGGGCGACUACAAGAACUUUUUCGAUGCGGCAGGCCUGGGUGGUGGUCCGUCUGGCCCAGGUAACAUGGCCGGAGGUUCUGGGGGCAAUGACAGCCGCAGCUUGGAAGAUAUGUUCUACGAAAAGGAGAUGCAGAUUAGCAAGAGUGCCUUUACAAGGCAAUUCAGCUUUGCAAUCGUGUACGCCUGGGUAAAGCUCAGGGAACAGGAAAUUCGCAACAUCACCUGGAUUGCUGAAUGCAUAGCUCAGAACCAGAAGGAGAGAAUCGGCAACUACAUCAGCGUCUUCUAA